AUGUUUUGGGUGGAAGAAGAGAGAACACCGACGACAGGUGAAAAAGAUGUCACAAAAGGAAUCAGUCAACAAGUGGUGUCAGGUGAUAACAUAGAAUCUACCGCGGUUCAUGGAAGACACAGAAGGCGGUGUUUUGUGGUGCUGCAAUGGUUAGUACCUAAAUGGUUGCAACAUUUCCUCUAUUACUGUCGUCAUUCAGUAUUGUCGCGGAAUUCACCAGAAGAUCGGUCAGUAAUGAAACGGAAAACACCAAUGGUCGCAAACGGAAAUCUAAUUUCUCUGCAGAAGAAAAAAAACAAAGUAGUACCAUUCGACUUCAAGAUUUGCGACCGUCAUUUGGAGUUAGAGCCAUUGUGUUGUUUGUCUUCCUGUCUUAUUCGUGGUGGUUGUACGGCCGUUGCUAUCUUCGAAUACGCUUACGUUGUCUUUACACUUAUUGCAAUUAUUAUACGUUUGCACAAUAGUGGACUUUCUCAGCUGUGGCCACCACUCGGAAUGUCCUACAACUCAAUUGUAACACAUACCAUACCGCUAUAUAUCAUAUUGGCCUACGAUCUU
Messenger RNA from Acanthocheilonema viteae, 558 nucleotides. NCBI's taxonomy places the organism in Eukaryota, Metazoa, Nematoda, Chromadorea, Rhabditida, Onchocercidae. The record is from the annotation of a GenBank genome assembly.